AUGGCAGAAACGCUCACCUUUCCCGCGCCCGCAGCGGCAUCUCUCGAACGUCACCUCCCACCCCGAGAUGGGCCAGCGCCCAAACGACCCUUCGUGACGCUGACAUUCGCCACGUCUCUCGACUCGGCGCUGUCUCUCGCGCCAGGCGUCCGCACGCACCUCUCCGGGCCGGGCUCCAAGGCCAUGACUCACUACCUGCGGUCUCGACACGCCGCCAUCCUCGUCGGCGUCUCGACCGUGCUCGCCGACGACCCCGGUCUGAGCUGCCGCCUCCACGGCUCAGCAUCCCAACCGCGCCCAAUAGUCAUUGACCCGCGCCUCAGAUGGACGCCCCGCUCGACGGAUCAAGUAUUCGAGGUCUGCCGGUCCGGCGCUGGCCUCGCACCCUUCAUUCUGACUGGUCUGUCCGAAGCCGAGAUACCCCCGGAACCAGCCCGUCUGUUACAGCAGCACGGCGGGAAAUACAUUCACAUCGCACCAGACACGUGCAGCAGGGACAGGAUACGUUUUGACUGGAACGACGUCUUUCAGCGCGUGCUUUCCGAAGGUCUCACAAGCAUCAUGGUUGAAGGGGGCGGGCAGGUCAUCAACUCGUUACUGGAUCCAACAUGCCACCAUCUCGUUGACUCGGUCAUUGUGACAAUUGCGCCAACCUGGCUUGGAAAAGGAGGCGUCGUGGUCUCACCGGGCAGAGUGUGCGAUGCCGAGGGAACGCCCCAAGCGGCGGCUAGAUUGUCCAACGUGGCAUGGCACCCGCUGGGAGAAGACGUGGUGCUUUGCGGGACCCUAGCCCCUCGAUGA
Molecule: messenger RNA, 801 nt
Organism: Metarhizium album ARSEF 1941
Lineage: Eukaryota; Fungi; Ascomycota; Sordariomycetes; Hypocreales; Clavicipitaceae
Product: riboflavin biosynthesis protein Rib7
Exons: 1
Coding region: 1-801 (266 amino acids)
Biological process (GO): riboflavin biosynthetic process
Molecular function (GO): 5-amino-6-(5-phosphoribosylamino)uracil reductase activity
Source: RefSeq, a predicted model, not a curated record